This is a messenger RNA of Sinocyclocheilus anshuiensis, 1350 nucleotides long. Its product is annotated as D(1) dopamine receptor-like. Gene Ontology annotation, cellular component: plasma membrane. Gene Ontology annotation, biological process: positive regulation of MAPK cascade; adenylate cyclase-activating adrenergic receptor signaling pathway; G protein-coupled dopamine receptor signaling pathway. The record is from RefSeq and is a predicted model, not a curated record. Gene Ontology annotation, molecular function: G protein-coupled receptor activity; dopamine neurotransmitter receptor activity, coupled via Gs. NCBI's taxonomy places the organism in Eukaryota, Metazoa, Chordata, Actinopteri, Cypriniformes, Cyprinidae. Bases 1 to 1350 code for a protein of 449 amino acids. The transcript has a single exon.
AUGGUAAACCAGACUGAAGGUUAUGUCUCAGAGCUAAUAACUCGCUCCACGACUGCUUGUUUGCUUUUUAUUUUUGUGCUCUCCACCUUUCUAGGGAAUGCUCUGGUGUGCACCGCAGUGGUACGGUUCCGUCAUCUGCGCUCCAAAGUGGCGUAUGUGUUUGUAGUGUCUUUGGCCGUCUCAGAUCUCUUAGUUGCCUCUCUUGUAAUGCCAUGGAAAGUAGCCGCUGAGAUUGUGGGUUUCUGGCCGUUCGGCAGUUUCUGUGAAGUAUGGAUAGCCUUUGACAUCAUGUGCUCCACUGCCUCCAUUCUUAACCUGUGCAUCAUAAGUGUGGAUCGUUACUGGGCUAUUGCUAUCCCUUUGAGCUACGAGCAGAAAAUGACCAGAAGAGUGGCUUUUGUCAUGAUUGGAGUGGCAUGGAUGCUCUCUGUUCUGAUCUCAUUCAUUCCUGUGCAGCUAAGUUGGCAUAAGAGUCUCCGCCAUAAAGAAGACCUGGGAGAAAUGGCUGAAAAGUGCGAUGCCAGUUUAAACCGCACUUACGCCAUCACGUCAUCUGUAAUCAGCUUCUACAUCCCUGUCUCCAUAAUGAUUGUCACUUACACUCACAUCUUCCUCAUAGCGCAAAGGCAGAUCCGAAGGAUAUCAAUGCAAGAGUGCACCAUUAAGCAUGUUCAGUCCUGCCAGAGCUGCAAUAAAGCACCUGAAGAGAAAUUAAAAAGUGCAUUUAAGAGGGAAACCAAAGUCCUGAAAACCCUGUCGAUGAUCAUGGGUGUGUUUGUCUGCUGUUGGCUCCCUUUCUUCAUUCUCAACUGCAUGGUGCCAUUUUGUGACCCUGGCCUCCACAACACCGGACAGAUCCCAUGUGUCAAUAAGACGACUUUUGAUGUGUUCGUGUGGUGUGGGUGGGCGAACUCUACCUUGAAUCCUGUAGUUUAUGCAUUUAAUGCAGAAUUCCGCAAAGCUUUCUCCAGUCUCUUGGGAUGUGGGAAGUUGUGCUCUCGGAAUACUGUGCAAACGGUUGACUUCAGCAAUGAGCUGGUGUCAUACCAUCGCGACUCCACAAACCUUCAAGACAUUCACCUCUUCAGUCAGCCCUGUCUGCAUCCGCAUGCUGUCAGGGAGGAAAGUGAUAAAGAUAUGUGCUUUGACACAGUGUCAAAGAUGGCUGAAGUCCCUUAUGAGACUGAAUGUAACUUUGUAUAUGGGGAAAGGCCUCCUAUGCUAAGUCAUGGAGAAACAGAACUAUCAUUGGAUAAAAUCAUACCAUUUACAAAAGAAGACGAGUUAGCGUCUCUUGAACAUGUGGCUCAUAAUGAAAGUGAAUCUCCUAGUAUCUCUGGAAUAUUGUGA